GCCCGCCCCCCAGCCCCGCGCCCCAGGUGAGCCCGGGGGUCCCAGGUAAGGCUCCGCGACGCAGGUAAGACUCCCCCCGCGGAGGUGAGACCGGGCGCCCCCAGGUAAGAGCCCCUCCCUUCCUGGGUGACCCUCCACCGUCAGCGAGGCCUCCUCCAGGUGAGGGACCCCCCCCUCCCCAGGUGAACUCCUGGAACCCCCAAGCGGCCCCACCCACAGGCCCAGUGAGGUUCCACGAACCAGCGAAUGCCUAGCCCCCCGCACCCCCCUAAAGUGGAGACCGACAGCUCCACUCUCCAGCCCCUUCCUACACAAGCUUCACCUGCCCCAUCAGCCAGGCUGAGACCGGAAGCAGGUGGAUGACUCACCUGGAGCUCCUCCUAGCCUCAGUUUCCCCACUGAUGCAACCUGAGGCCUCCUCACUGAGUCAAAACUGAGACGACUCUGGUCCCUGGUGAGACUGCUGCCUCUGGGGAAAGGAGAGUAGCCAGGUGUGACCGAGUCCCCACGGUGCUGAGCGCGCCUGCAUGCGUGCGUGUGGCCAGAGGGCCUGACAACGCCCCCUGCUCCCUCCCUGGCAGGCGCUGGGCUCCCUCUGCUCCCCGUGGGCCGCUCCCCGCGUGGGGCCACUGCCCCUGGCCCCCGCCAUGGUGCGGAUAUCAAAGCCCAAGACGUUUCAGGCCUACUUGGAUGAUUGCCAUCGGAGGUAUAGCUGUGCCCACUGUCGCGCUCACCUGGCCAACCACGACGACCUCAUCUCCAAGUCCUUCCAGGGCAGUCAGGGGCGCGCCUACCUCUUCAAUUCUGUGGUAAACGUGGGCUGCGGGCCAGCCGAGGAGCGGGUGCUGCUGACAGGCCUCCAUGCUGUCGCUGACAUCCACUGUGAAAACUGCAAGACCACUUUGGGCUGGAAAUAUGAGCAGGCCUUUGAGAGCAGCCAGAAGUACAAAGAGGGGAAGUACAUCAUUGAACUCAACCACAUGAUCAAAGACAACGGCUGGGACUGACCCCUGCUCCUGACGCAUGUGGCUCCAGUCUGGCCUGGCCGCCAGGGGGCGCCACUGGAUUCCCUCCACCAGAAGGGAGCGCUGGACACUCGGGGCUCCUACAGGGCAGGAAGGAUCCAGCUCCUGUACAUAUAUUUUAUUGCAUGCACUGUGACUUUGGGGGGGAGGGGAAAAUCAGAAGGGGGACGACACCCCCAUUACCUUCCUGCGAUCUGGCUGGCUUGGAUCUCAUUUUUUUUAACCCCUUCCUUCCUGUCCUGCCUGCCCCAUAGUUAUGGCCUGUGUGUUGCUCUCUUGGCCCCAGUGCACUAUCUAUCUGCCCUGUGACCUCCUCCCACUGGCCCCUGUUACCCCACGCGUGUCCCCAUCAUUCUGUAUUGUUUGUACAUAAUAAAACAAUGAAGUGCAGAC
This is a messenger RNA of Perognathus longimembris pacificus (Pacific pocket mouse), 1418 nucleotides long. RefSeq names its product yippee like 3 (gene Ypel3). The coding region runs from base 648 to 1007 and encodes 119 amino acids. The record is from RefSeq and is a predicted model, not a curated record. Lineage: Eukaryota; Metazoa; Chordata; Mammalia; Rodentia; Heteromyidae. The transcript is spliced from 4 exons.